Rubroshorea leprosula is the source of this 397-nucleotide messenger RNA. The record is from the annotation of a GenBank genome assembly. Lineage: Eukaryota; Viridiplantae; Streptophyta; Magnoliopsida; Malvales; Dipterocarpaceae.
CGAAGAUCAAGAAUGAGGAGUGGAGUAGAACAGUGAGAGCAUGACUGCUGACUUCCAUCCCGAAGUCAAGCUAAAAUGGGAUUAUGACAAUGAGGGUUGCAAUAUUUUUCCUUCGAACUUCGACUUUGAGUUCGUUGCAGUUGAGGACAAAGAACCAGAGGUGGUCGAGGGUGCUGAGGUUAGUGAAAAUGAACUAGAGGAACCAAUGAACCAGCAACCUCCACUAGUAGAGUAGUCAUCCUUGUUUUAAUGAUCUCGUUAUUUUGUUUUGGACAAUUUAUUUGAAACAUUCUUGUAAUUUUCCUACAUUUAUUUGAUUGAUACAUUUGUGAUUUGUUCUAUUCUUCUAUUUCGUAGUUGUUCAAGGUAAAGAUUGAAAUAAAAUCUAGAAUCACCU